AUGGCCUCCAGAGGCAGCAGACCCAAGCCCCAGAGCAUUCCACUCAGCUUGGAGGGAAUCCAACAGAACCAGCGGGUAUGGCUGGUGAAGCUUCCUAAAUACCUGUCACAGCAGUGGUCCGAAGCUUCUGGAAGCGGUGAAGUAGGGAAGCUGCAGAUUGCCAAAAAUCAAGGGAAGUCUGAAAUCUCAUUUAUUUUGAAUAAGGAACUUACAGACAUUCGAGGUACAGAUGGACAACCUGCCCCGGUCAUCGCUCCCAGGGAGCAUCAGCUUGUCUUGCAGGGGGUCAGAGGGCAGGUCCUCACAGCGCUGACUGAGCAUGCACCGGAUCAGCUCUCCCUGGAAGGAACGGUGGUACAUCGGGGAGAAUGCAGACCUGCUCUGAGUGAAAACUACAUGAGGCUGAAGAGAAGGCAAAUAGAGGAGUCUUCCAAACCUGCCAGAACCGUACAGAAACUGGAGAAGGUAGUCACGACCAAUUAUAAACCUGUUGCCAAUCAUCAGUACAACAUUGAAUAUGAGAAGAAAAAGAAAGAAAAUGGAAAGAGAGUGAAGGCUGAUAAAGAUCAAGUUUUAACCUUGCUAUUUGCUGCCUUUGAGAAACACCAGUAUUAUAACAUAAAGGACUUGGUUGGCAUCACUAUGCAACCUGUGGUGUACCUGAAGGAAAUCUUGAAUGAAAUCGGUGUUCGGAAUGUAAAAGGGCCCCACAAAAACACAUGGGAGCUAAAAGCAGAGUACCGGUAUUAUCUGGCAGCGGCCAAGAGUGAGUGA
Molecule: messenger RNA, 774 nt
Organism: Balaenoptera ricei (Rice's whale)
Lineage: Eukaryota; Metazoa; Chordata; Mammalia; Artiodactyla; Balaenopteridae
Product: general transcription factor IIF subunit 2-like
Exons: 1
Coding region: 1-774 (257 amino acids)
Biological process (GO): transcription initiation at RNA polymerase II promoter; transcription by RNA polymerase II
Cellular component (GO): transcription factor TFIIF complex
Source: RefSeq, a predicted model, not a curated record